AUGGAGAGCAAAUGGAGUGUGGUGAUGAUGGUGUACUUAGUUUUUGUGGUGAUGGCUGCCAUUGGAGGAGAAGCACAAGAUCUUUCAUGUGAAACGAAAUGUGCAAUCACCUGCAAAGAUUCGAUGUUCCCUAAAAAAUGCUCAUCCAAGUGUUUGGAAAGUUGUAGACGACAUUAUCCACCUACUCAACUUCACACUCGCAUGAUGGCUGCUGCCAUUGGAGGAGAAGUAAAGAGUGUUGGAUGUGUUUUUAAAUGUGAAUUUCACUGCAAAACUCUGCUCCCCACUACAGCUUGCGUCAAACGGUGCUAUAAAGAGCGCUGCGAGCAUCAUCCACCUACAAGUACCUCGCACUAAACUUCACACUCGCCGAUGAAGAUCGAGUAGAGGGCUGAAAGAGAAAGAGAGGGUAGAGAUCAGUUGAUUCAGUUCUAAAGUUGUCAAUUGUCAUGAUGGAAAAUGUUUCCUACAUGUAAAAGAACAUCUAUAAUCAGAAUACAUAAAUAUAAGUUUUUUUUUAUGCUCAUGUGAAGAAUGGACUGAAGAAACAUUAUAAUUAUCAUUUCAAC
Messenger RNA from Arabidopsis thaliana (thale cress), 569 nucleotides. Its product is annotated as Plant thionin family protein. The record is from RefSeq and is marked reviewed. The coding region runs from base 1 to 357 and encodes 118 amino acids. NCBI's taxonomy places the organism in Eukaryota, Viridiplantae, Streptophyta, Magnoliopsida, Brassicales, Brassicaceae. The transcript has 3 exons.